GCGUCACAUUCAUUUAACCGAUGUUUGUCCCUAUGCUAUGGUUAGUUGCUAUUCAAUUAUUUGAAUACAACGAUGUGGAAUAUAUAUUCUAUAGUGUUUGUGUCGCUAUGUUUAAAAUUAAUCAAUUGUCAAUCUGUAUGUAAUCACUUAGGGACAUGCGGGGAGUGUAUAGGUUUCAGCAGCGGAACGGAGCGAUGCAUUUGGUGUCAACAGGAGACGCUGGAUAAUUAUACAAGUAGGUGCCAACCCGAAAGCUAUUUAAAAAAAGAAGGAUGGUGCGAUUCGAAAUUCAUUGAAAAUCCUAAAAAAGUUCAAUUAAUUGAAGUGGACAAAGAUUUUGGUUCGACUAUGGAUGAUUUAAAAAUUCAGUUUAAACCUCAAGUGAUGAGAAUGAAAGCGCGUCCCGGUACUAAAUUAUAUUUCAACAUGUCGUAUAAGCCAGCCGAGCACUUUCCUUUAGAUGUUUAUUAUCUCAUGGACACCUCUUAUACCAUGACAAUGCACAGAGAGGCGCUCAUUAGUCAAGCAAACCAAAUAUAUAAAGAACUUACAAGUUUAACUAAUAAUGUUCAACUUGGCGUUGGCAGUUUUGUAGAAAAACCAGGCUACCCGUACUUCGACAAAAACAAACAAGAAAGCGUCGCAUUUAUAAAUGUAUUGCCGUUAACAAAAAAUAUUAAACAGUUUACACAAAGUGUUCAAAAUAUGUCUUUUGGUUCGAAUUAUGACGAUAUGGAAGCUGGGCUGGAUGCCCUAAUGCAAGUCAUGACUUGUGAGAAAGAAAUAGGGUGGAGGCCUGGCUCAAGGCGUAUAAUUGUUCUGUGCACCGAUUCCCCAUAUCACAGCGCUGGUGACGGCAAAAUGAUAGGCAUUAUCAAACCCAACGACAUGUUAUGCCACUUAAAGGAACAAAAAUAUGAAGCAGAAAUGGCCCAAGAUUAUCCAUCUGUGAGUAAAAUAAAUAAAGUAGCAAAGCAAGGAAAAUUCGGUAUCAUAUUCGCUGCUUUGGCUGAGGUCCGUGAUGUUUAUACAUUGUUAGCGGAACAAAUAGUCGGAGCUGAGUACGCCGAACUGAAGAAACAGAAGUCAAAUAUUGUAGAGAUCAUUAUAAAAGCGUACCAACGUAGCGUUCGAAGUAUCAAAUUGGAUUAUGACAUACCUUCAUUCGUCAGACUGAAACUUAAUCAAAGUUGUGACGGGACACCAAUUAAUUGUGCCAGCACCUAUGAAAAUCCAGUUGUUACAAUUCCGGCCACUCUAGAGGUUAAAGAAUGUCCUAAAGAAAAUAAAACACACGAGCUUGUUAUUAACCCUGUGUCUUUAAAUGACAAAUUAAUAAUUAAAUUGGAAGUCAUCUGUAAAUGUGAAUGUGAAGUCAAAAGUGAUAUAAGUUCAAGAUGUAAUAAUGCAGGAUAUAUACAGUGUGGUAUCUGCAAGUGUCUCGAUUCAAGUUAUGGCGACGAAUGUCAGUGCAGCGUUACAUCUUCGGGGGUGGCUAAUAAGGAGAAAGAUGACGCCAAAUGCCGUAAGGAUCUAAAUGACAUAGUACUGUGUAGUGGGAAAGGCGUAUGUAUGUGCGGUAAAUGUACCUGUAACCCUGAUCGUUCAGGAAAAUAUUGCGAAUUUGACGAUAAGGCAUGCGAUAAUCUUUGCUCAAACCAUGGGAUUUGUACCUUAGGCUCAUGCCAGUGCGAUAGCGGUUGGUCAGGAAAUGAUUGCGGUUGUCCAACUAGUAACACAGACUGCUACGCUCAAUACUCUGAGGAGGUUUGUUCUGGUAAUGGUGAAUGUGUAUGCGGAAAAUGCCAAUGUGCGAAGGUUAAAGGAAAAAACGAAACGUACACAGGAGUAUUUUGUGACACAUGCAAUGACUGCCAAUCAAAAUAUUGUAAAGCCCUCGAACCCAAUGUAGAAUGUAACUACAAACAAGGUCUAGAAGCUUGUGAUAAGAUUUACAACAAUACAGAAAACAAUGUAGUUAUAAAAAUGGUCAACAAAACAGAAAUUAAUUCGCCCAAAUGGAGUGGCGCUACUUGGUGUAAAAAAGCAAUAGAGGACGGCAGUUUUAUAAUAUUCAGAUAUUAUCAUAACGCAACGACACACGGGUUACAUAUAAUCAUUCAAACGGAACCAGAGGCACCCCCAAUAGGAAAUAAGUGGAUUGCCCUCAUCAGUUGCAUAGUGGCUGUAGUACUCAUUGGCUUGUUGACGUUGAUUGCGUGGAAGAUCCUCGUGGACUUGCACGAUAAAAGAGAGUAUGCCAAGUUUGAAGAAGAAUCACGUUCUCGAGGAUUUGAUGUGUCGUUAAAUCCUUUAUAUCAAGAACCGGAGAUUAACUUCUCCAAUCCCGUAUACAAUGCAAAUGCUUCACACUAG
Messenger RNA from Manduca sexta (tobacco hornworm), 2376 nucleotides. RefSeq names its product integrin beta-PS. The transcript has 8 exons. Gene Ontology annotation, molecular function: integrin binding. Gene Ontology annotation, cellular component: integrin complex; cell surface; focal adhesion. Bases 73 to 2376 code for a protein of 767 amino acids. Lineage: Eukaryota; Metazoa; Arthropoda; Insecta; Lepidoptera; Sphingidae. The record is from RefSeq and is a predicted model, not a curated record. Gene Ontology annotation, biological process: integrin-mediated signaling pathway; cell adhesion mediated by integrin; cell migration.